UCUGUAGCUAGUACAGACUAGUAUUGUAGUUUAUUUCUCCAUAAUAUACUAAAAUCAUUCUAGAUUUAGUAGGGAUGCCUAAACAUCUACCAAAAAUAGUGCGAAAUGACUACCAUUAGGUGCCAUUCAAACUAAAAGUACUGCGAAUUAGACUGAAAGCAGUGCUAAAGUCCCUUAAAUAGGUGUUAUAACUGGUUAGGUGCUAAAUGACCCUGUUAUACCUCAAAUUAACUGGAAAUGCCUAGUUUUGCCGAAAAUACCACAAAAUGACCGGUUUUUAGUGCUGAGAAAAUUACCAUCCAUAGAGAACUGUGAGAGGUAGGAGAACUUGUGCUGGGGGUUUGUUUAAAGAAGCUCUGAGCCAAUGAAGGCCUAUGAAGCAGUGUACUUACCAACAGCAAGAGUAGAACUUUGCUGAUCAUCUGUUUGAAUUGUUUUUCAUUUCCCUUGACUUCAGAAUGCUUCGUCGGCAAGCCCGCCUCCGACGAGAGUAUCUCUACAGAAAAUCCAUUGAGGAGAAGCAAAGGACAACCCAGGAUAAGAAGGAUCGAUUGAAAGCGGCACUAGCAGAGAACCGGCCCCUGGAGACGGACCUGCGCUAUGAGGGCCUGCGUCUGCACGAGCAGGGCGAGUGGGACGACGCCGGGCCGCGGCUGGCCACCGAGGCCGGCACCGAGCAGGGCGGCGCCUCCAGCUCACAUGUCGACGAUGAGUAUCGCUGGGCCGGCGUGCACGACCCCAAGAUUAUCAUCACCACGUCGCGGAACCCCAGCUCCCGACUAAAAAAGUUCGCCAAGGAGAUGAAGCUCAUCUUCCCGAACGCGCAGCGGAUGAACCGCGGCGGGUACGAGCUGGGGCAGCUGCUGGACGCGUGUCGAGCCAACGGAGUCACAGACUUCAUCAAGAUUAACGAGCACCGCGGCGAGCCGGCCGGUCUGACGGUGUGCCACCUGCCGUACGGACCGACGGCGCACUUCACCCUGCUCGACGUGGUGAUGCGCCACGACAUUCCCGAGAUCGGCACCAUGUCCGAACAGUACCCGCACCUGGUGUUCCACAACUUCAAGACCAAGCUCGGACGCAGGGUCCAGGACAUCCUCAAGUACCUGUUCCCGGUGCCUAAGGAGGACAGCAAGCGCGUGCUGACGUUCAUCAACCACGACGACUACAUCCUGUUCCGACACCACACGUACCGGCGGGCCGAGGGCGGCGGCCGCGAGCUGGAGCUCAGCGAGGCAGGGCCGCGCUUCCUGCUCAAACUGUACGAGAUCCGUCUGGGUACUCCGGACCAGGGCACGGCUGCGGAGGUCGAAUGGGUGCUGCGGCCCUACAUGAACACGGCUCGUAAGCGGCGCUUCCUCUCUGACGAGGACGCCUGGGAGCCGGCUGCAGAGGAGGGAGACGAGGAUGAGGCGUGACCCGACCUGAGGUCAGCGGCGCGGGGGUGGGGACGUGACCUGACCCGGGGUCACUGGGAGGGAUGGAGGGACUGUGGUGGGGCCUGGUGGCGUGUUGUUGGACUCGUGGUGGGGAGGACGUGCCGUGCUUGUUGGUACGGGCGGUGACUGACCUGACGCCCUCUGAACUCCGGACGCCGGAGCUCGGACCACUGAGACCGAUCGAUCCAGUCAGCGUCACACUGUCUCUGGCCUUCACCGUCCACUAUUGCAAUUGUUUGUAUCAUCUGUACAAUCGCCUAUUGCAAAUGCACACUGUCAGUUUGG
Molecule: messenger RNA, 1724 nt
Organism: Amphibalanus amphitrite
Lineage: Eukaryota; Metazoa; Arthropoda; Thecostraca; Balanomorpha; Balanidae
Product: U3 small nucleolar ribonucleoprotein protein IMP4-like
Exons: 8
Coding region: 459-1418 (319 amino acids)
Biological process (GO): rRNA processing
Cellular component (GO): small-subunit processome; Mpp10 complex; nucleolus
Molecular function (GO): rRNA primary transcript binding; snoRNA binding
Source: RefSeq, a predicted model, not a curated record